Penicillium chermesinum is the source of this 2430-nucleotide messenger RNA. Its product is annotated as beta-glucosidase. The transcript is spliced from 8 exons. Lineage: Eukaryota; Fungi; Ascomycota; Eurotiomycetes; Eurotiales; Aspergillaceae. Gene Ontology annotation, molecular function: beta-glucosidase activity. Bases 1 to 2430 code for a protein of 809 amino acids. Gene Ontology annotation, biological process: glucan catabolic process. The record is from RefSeq and is a predicted model, not a curated record.
AUGGUGCCUGGGAAAAAGAGCCUGGCAGUCGCCGCCCUGUCCCUCUGUGGACUUGGGAAUGCCCAGCAGAAUAUCACGUCGGAUGACUACUUCUACGGGCAGUCGCCACCGGUGUACCCGUCGCCAAAUAUAACCGGCACUGGUGACUGGGCUACGGCCUACCAGAAGGCUGCGGCACUAGUGGCGCAGUUAACUCUGGAAGAAAAGAACAACCUCACCUACGGAAUCGAAACAACUGAUAACGGCUGUGCUGGAAAUAUUGGUGCCAUUCCUCGUGUUGGUUUCCCGGGACUAUGUCUCCAAGAUGCUGGCAAUGGUGUUCGGGCUACAGACUUCGUGAACAGCUAUCCUGCUGGUCUUCACGCAGCCGCUAGCUGGAAUAAGACCCUCGCCUACGAACGGGGCUGGCAUAUGGCAGGAGAAUUCAAGACCAAGGGCGUUCAGGUCGCCCUGGGGCCAGUCGUUGCACCAUUGGGAAGACUCACAACGAACGGACGGAACUGGGAAGGCGGUGCGGCUGAUCCUUAUCUGUCUGGUGCCAUUGGUGCGGCCACCGUCGAGGGAACCCAGGACCGUGGUGUGAUGUCCAGCGUAAAGCAUUUCAUCGGGUACGAGCAAGAGCUUUAUCGCAACCCUACCAUCAACGAUGCCGGCGAGAUUGCGAUUCAAUCUAUCUCGAGCAAUAUCGAUGAUAAGACCCUACACGAGCUUUACCUGUGGCCUUUUCAAGACACUCUCAAAUCGGGCGCAGCUAACAUUAUGUGCUCAUAUAAUCGACUGAACAACUCGUACGCCUGCCAGAAUAGCAAAGCCCUCAACGGCCUCCUGAAGACCGAACUUGGUUUCCAAGGCUUUGUCGUCACCGAUUGGGGUGGCCAGCAUUCUGGCGUUGCAUCUGCCUUGGCCGGUCUCGAUAUGACUAUGCCUACUGGCAAUAAUUUAUUCCAACCCGGGGAACAUUUCUGGGGCCCCCACUUCACGACAGCUAUCAACAACGGCAGUGUGCCUCUUUCCCGUUUGGAUGACAUGGCAACCCGAAUCCUCGCUGCUUGGUACAAAUUAGGCCAGGACUCUCCCGAGGAGCCGACGCCGGGAAUCGGCAUGCCUUUUGAUAUUAGUGGGCCUCAUGAGUUCGUGAGUGCACUCACGAACGAAGCCAAGCCUACUCUCUGGGCGGGGGCGCUAGAAGGCCAUGUCUUGGUCAAGAAUGAUGGGGCGCUCCCUCUAAAAUGCCCUAAGUUAAUCUCUGUCUUCGGAUAUGACGCUAUUGCACCACCGCAAUUUAUCCCUAAUAAUGCCGUGGCAAGCGACCCCUGGGAGCUGGGCUUUGAGCCUGCCUUCUUCCAGCUGGAUGUACUGCCCAACAGCCCGCAUAUUGUUGAUGCGCCUGCCAUUGAUCAGGUUGCCCUCAAUGGUACACUUAGCGUGGGAGGCGGGUCUGGUGGUAACGCCGGCCCUUAUCUGAGUGCUCCUCUCGAUGCUCUUCAGCAGCGAGCCUACCAAGAUAACACCAUGGUUCAGUGGGAUACAUCCAAAAACCUGACUUCUCUUGGCGGCAACCGAGCCGCCGAGGCCUGUCUUGUCUUCAUCAACGCCUUCGCCACGGAAGGCGUGGACCGACCCGGAACCUACGACAGCUACUCCGAUAACCUCGUCGCGAAAGUUGCGUCCAAUUGCUCCAACACCAUCGUGAUAAUCCACAACGCCGGUGUUCGCUUAGUGGAGUCCUUCGUGGACAACCCCAAUGUGACUGCUAUUGUCUACGCCCAUCUGCCCGGCCAAUACUCCGGCCGCGCCAUUACCUCGCUGCUUUACGGCGAUGACAACUUCAGUGGCAAGCUGCCGUACACAGUUGCCAAGAACGAGACGGACUUCCCAGCCUACUGGCACAGCUACGGAGAGGCUCCCUACCAGGAGUUCCCUCAGUCAGACUUCAACGAGGGCGUCUUCAUCGACUAUCGACACUUUGAUGCGCAUAACAUCACUCCACGAUAUGAGUUUGGUUUUGGCCUCUCUUACACCACUUUUGGCUUCUCGGAUGUUCAGGUAUCCUGUCUCGAGAGCGGGCUGGAUACCUAUCCUAGUGGACAUAUUGAGCAGGGCGGCGCAGUCGAUCUGUGGGAUAACAUCGCAAAUGUUACUGCUACUGUCACCAACACUGGCAGCGUGACUGGAUCGGAAGUGGCGCAGCUCUAUGUUGGUAUUCCUGGGGGUCCUGUGCGCCAGUUGCGUGGAUUUGAGAAGGUCAUGCUUGCGCCGGGCGCAUCUAGCCCCGUCACCUUCCCGUUGACCCGUCGCGACCUCAGCACCUGGGACGUUGUAGCUCAGAAAUGGGAGCUCCAGAGUGGAUCUUAUCAUGUCUAUGUGGGAUCCUCCAGCCGGGACCUGCCUCUUACUGCUAGUUUCCAGAUUACCACCUCAAGCUCAUAG